ACAGAUCUCGCACUUCUCGGUAUUCGUUAAAUCUUCUUCAGUUCUUCUCCUCUCUCUGCUUCGGAAUUCCUAAGUGUGAUAUAAUGGCCGGAAAAGGUGGGAAGGGGCUUUUGGCCGGCAAGACAACGGCGGCAGCGGCGGCGGCGGCAGCCAGCAAGGAUAAGGACAAGAAAAGGCCUGUCUCUCGGUCUUCUCGCGCCGGUCUCCAGUUUCCGGUGGGCAGGAUUCACCGGCAGCUUAAGACCCGAACCUCAGCCCACGGGAGAGUUGGAGCGACGGCGGCGGUUUACACGGCCGCAAUCCUGGAGUAUUUGACGGCGGAGGUGCUGGAAUUGGCCGGAAACGCCAGCAAAGAUCUGAAGGUGAAGAGAAUCACGCCAAGGCACUUGCAGCUCGCCAUCCGCGGCGAUGAAGAGCUCGACACCCUCAUCAAAGGAACAAUCGCCGGCGGCGGCGUCAUCCCUCACAUUCACAAAUCCCUCAUCAACAAAACCAACAAGGAAUGAUUAUUAUGAUCUCAUCUCAUAUUCAGGGCCUCUGAUAUGCCUUAAUCCUAGCUUCACAUAUGCUGGUGUUUAUUUAGGAUGUUUACUUUAAUUUGUUAGGAUUAACGAACAUUGUUUGAUGGUUAAGGAUACGAUUAACUUUACAUUUGAUAUGAACUAUGUUGUCAUGGAUGUAUUAGUAGGCAUGUUUAUCUAUUCUAGUACCAUGGUCUGUGAGUUAUCUAUAAUAAAAACAAUAUCUUCAGUUUUAA
Ipomoea triloba (trilobed morning glory) is the source of this 757-nucleotide messenger RNA. Its product is annotated as probable histone H2A variant 1. Gene Ontology annotation, cellular component: nucleosome. The record is from RefSeq and is a predicted model, not a curated record. Bases 84 to 506 code for a protein of 140 amino acids. The transcript has 3 exons. NCBI's taxonomy places the organism in Eukaryota, Viridiplantae, Streptophyta, Magnoliopsida, Solanales, Convolvulaceae. Gene Ontology annotation, molecular function: DNA binding; structural constituent of chromatin; protein heterodimerization activity.